Galendromus occidentalis (western predatory mite) is the source of this 3775-nucleotide messenger RNA. RefSeq names its product probable phospholipid-transporting ATPase IIA. Bases 127 to 3681 code for a protein of 1184 amino acids. Gene Ontology annotation, molecular function: ATP binding; magnesium ion binding; ATPase-coupled intramembrane lipid carrier activity. The transcript has 12 exons. The record is from RefSeq and is a predicted model, not a curated record. Gene Ontology annotation, cellular component: endosome; trans-Golgi network; plasma membrane. Lineage: Eukaryota; Metazoa; Arthropoda; Arachnida; Mesostigmata; Phytoseiidae. Gene Ontology annotation, biological process: endocytosis; phospholipid translocation; retrograde vesicle-mediated transport, Golgi to endoplasmic reticulum.
GUCAUUUUCUCCUUCGUGCCUGUGGCCGCCGUGCGUUGUGAGUGUUGGUGUGUGUUUGUCGGUGAAUGUCAGACGGUGACGGUUGUUGCUCGCUGUAUAGUCCGCUGGGAUGGUCGUCAAACUUCCAUGGCCGUGGACUCCGUGACCAAUCGCCAGGCGAGAGAUCUCCUCACUGACAACAUCGCCCUCAAGUCCAGGCAAGGAGCCCGUUUGCGACAUUCCAACGACGUGGAGGUUACGGUAGAGCCUGCUAGAAAUCGGAAGUCCAAGGGUCGGGAUUCAAUCAGUCGCGACUCUGGUGACGACUUCGAAGAUUCCGAGGCAGCGUCGCUCCUCGAUUCUGGCUCAGCGUGUUCUCGCCGCCGGAAGAACAAAAGGUUCGCAUACAACAAAAGGUCGCAGAAUAUCUCACUCAGACUAAAGCAACGCUGCUGUAGCAACCCAUCCAGCUGGCUCUGUUGUCUGUUCUGUUUUUGCUGUACGAACAUGCGAGGCUCGCCACUGUCCUGGUGCUUCUCGUGUUUCCGGAAGACGGAACCACAGUCGCGUCAGGUGUUCCUUAGUCGCGAGAGUACCGAUCAGAAAUUCCCCGCCAACAAAGUUCGAAAUCAGAAGUACAACAUCUUGACGUUUGUACCGUUAGUUCUGUACCACCAGUUCAAGUUUUUCCUCAAUCUCUACUUCCUCGCUGUCUGUCUCACCCAAUUGAUUCCUGAUCUCCGAAUCGGCUACGCCUACACCUACUACGGUCCGCUGGUGUUCGUGCUGUGCGUAACGUUGAUUCGAGAAGCCGUCGACGACUAUCGACGAUAUCGACGCGACAUAGAAAUCAAUUCCCGCAAAUACAAAAAACUCACCACCGAUGGAGUCAUCGAGGUGCACUCAGCACACAUCAAAGUAUCGGACCUCAUCAUCGUGGAGAAAAAUCAAACAGUUCCCGCGGAUAUGGUUUUCCUACGGACGACAGAACGCAACGGAACCUGUUUCAUUCGAACCGAUCAGCUAGACGGUGAAACUGAUUGGAAACUGCGACUCGCUGUCGGAACAACCCAAAACCUCCAGCACAUGGAGCAACUCGUGCAACUGGAUGCCUCGAUCUACGCUGAGGCCCCGAAGCGGGCCAUCGAUCACUUUGAAGGCACUUUCAAGCGACACGACCACGAGAAUCAUGAGGAACCCCUCGCUGUGGAAAACACGCUCUGGGCCAACACCGUCGUGGCUUCAGGAACAGCUGUCGGAUGCGUCAUCUACACCGGAAUUGAGACCAGAUCUAUGAUGAACAACAACGAGUCCCGAAGCAAGAUCGGUUUGUUGGAUGAAGAAAUAAAUUCGUUGACGAAAGUUUGUGUCGCCGCCGUCAUCGUUCUGGCGCUGGUCAUGGUCAUCUUGAAGGGAUUCGACGGUCCGUGGUGGAACUACCUGAUCCGAUACAUUCUCCUGUUCUCGUACAUCGUCCCAAUCUCACUGCGGGUUAACCUGGAUAUCGGAAAGGUGUGCUAUUCGUAUAUGAUCCAGGCUGACGGGCGGAUACCCAAUACCGUAGUGAGGUCAACGACGAUCCCUGAAGAGCUCGGGAGAAUCAAUUACUUGCUAUCGGACAAGACUGGAACCCUCACGAAAAACGAGAUGAUCUUCAAACGGCUCCACGUCGGUGAUCAAGGUUACGGCGCCGAAGGCUUCGAGGAAAUCCGCACGAUCCUAGCCCACUGGUACGACCCGGCAGGCAACCGCGAGCUGCUCACCAUGCAACCAUCCACCUCGAGGGUGACGAAGAAGAGCAAAGCGGUCAAAGUUCACGACGCCGUGUGGGCUCUAGCCCUGUGUCACAACGUUACGCCCGUGUAUGACAAUGCCAGUGGUCAAUCAUCAGACACUGUGAUGAUGGAUCGCCAUUCGAAAGGUCAAAUGGCAGGUAUGGAGGAUCAUUUGGACACCUCGUCGUCGUCGUCUUCGACUCCACUUCGGUGUCCUGUGUCGAAUUUCGGCAGCGUCGAGCCUUGCGACAAACAGGCGGUCGUGUACCAAGCCUCAUCGCCGGACGAAGUCGCUCUUGUCGAGUGGACCGAAUGCGUUGGGCUCACCUUGGUUUCGAGAGAUAUCACUCAGAUGAAAUUGAAGACACCCCACGGGAACAAACUCACGUACACUAUUCUCGAAACUUUCCCAUUCACAUCGGAACGCAAGAGAAUGGGAAUUAUCGUCCGGGAAGAAAAUAGCGGAGAAAUCACGUUCCUCAUGAAGGGUGCCGACAUGAUCAUGUCGCAAAUCGUGCAGUACAACGAUUGGUUGGAAGAAGAAUGCGACAACCUCGCUCGCGAAGGUCUGCGGACUUUGGUCGUCGCGAAGAAGAGUUUGACCGAGGAAAUGUACGCCGAAUUCCAGACCAGGCUACACAAAGCGAAAGUGGCGAUGCAGGAUCGCCAAGAGCGGGUUAACGAAGUUCUGAUGAGCCUCGAGAAAGACCUCGAGCUCGUCUGCUUAACAGGCGUCGAGGAUCAGCUUCAGAAAGACGUGAAACCGACGCUGGAGCUCCUUUCGAACGCUGGCAUCAAGGUUUGGAUGUUGACGGGUGACAAACUCGAGACGGCAACCUCGAUUGCGAAAUCAUCCCGCCUGGUGUCGAAGAUGAAGGAUGUGCACGUUUUCGAUACAGUAACCGAUCGAGUCAGUGCCCACGAAGAAAUGAACGCAUUCCGCAAGAAGAACGAUGCAGCUCUAGUCAUCAGCGGCGACUCUCUCGAGAACUGUCUCAAACACUAUGCCAAAGAGUUCAUGGAACUCGCUUGCCAGUGUCCCGCGGUCGUUUGCUGCCGCUGUUCCCCCACCCAGAAGGCGCAGGUGGUCGAGUUGAUAAAACGGCAUACCCAGAAACGUACAGCAGCUAUAGGAGACGGAGGCAACGACGUCAGCAUGAUCCAAGCAGCUGACGCAGGAAUCGGUAUCGUGGGUAAAGAAGGACGUCAGGCGUCUCUGGCGGCUGAUUUUUCGAUCACGCAAUUCUCACACGUUAGCCGACUACUUCUCGUCCACGGAAGAUACAGUUACAAGCGAUCCGCAGCCCUAUCUCAGUUCAUCAUCCACCGAGGACUCAUCAUCUCGGUGAUGCAGGCUGUCUUCAGUUCGGUAUUCUACUUCGCAUCGGUGGCCUUAUACCAAGGAUUCCUGAUGGUCGGCUACGCCACGGUGUACACCAUGUUCCCUGUGUUCUCCCUGGUGCUCGACAAAGACGUCACGCCGGAGACGGCUCUGACGUACCCCGAGCUAUAUAAAGAAAUGGGCAAAGGGCGCUCCUUGUCUUAUAAAACGUUCUUCAUCUGGGUGCUGGUCAGCAUCUAUCAGGGCGCCAUCAUCAUGUACGGUGCUCUCGUGUUCUUUGAAGACGAGUUCAUACACAUCGUGGCGAUAUCCUUCACGGCUCUGAUCCUCACUGAGCUGCUCAUGGUAGCUUUGACAAUCCGAACGUGGCAUUGGUUCAUGUUGGCAGCCGAACUGCUAUCGUUAGGGAUCUACGUCGCGUCACUCUUCAUUCUGAAAGAGUCCUUUGACGUAAACUUCAUCCAGAGUCCUCAGUUCCUCUACAAGGUGAUCCUGGUCACCCUUGUUUCGUGUCUACCAUUGUAUGUCCUGAAAUAUCUGCAUCGGAAAGUCGCACCGACAUCGCUGACUAAAUUGCAGCAGUAGACUCCGGGUUUUAAUGGGAGUUUUCGAAAGUAAUGAAGGUAUGAAAGUAAUGAGAGUAUUGAGAAUAAAAUUCAUUGUGAUAUCUGUUUAAAGA